GUACAAACAUCGGGAUGUAGCACAGCUGGAAACGGCUCAGAUUCCAAAGGCAACAGGAGAUUCACCAUUUUAAAGUGCCUCACGGGGAGCCAAGCUCUGGUCGAGUGUGGCUGGGGAAAGGAAGGGGAAAAGCAACACCUUCCGGGCACACAAAUUGACACAACACGGCGAACUCCAACUAACCGACUUUCCCCGGAUAAAAUUCAACGCCUACCGAGUGACUUGUCGCCAGACGGCGCUUCCCGCCCAAACCGCCCCGCCGCCAUCUUGUCGCCCUGCACCGGCCCACCGCCCCCGCGAAACUCCAUUUCCCGUGAAGCCCAGCGGCGCCGUCACAGCGGCGGCGCGGCGCUCCGACAAGGCGGCGGCGGCGGCGGGCAGAGCAGGUCAAUUUCCUUAAAUAGUGCCAGAGGAAAGAGGAUGGAACCAGAAAAUACUGCCAAGGAAACAGUCCUCAUUACUGGAGGAGGUGGUUACUUUGGCUUCCGUUUAGGUUGUGCCAUAUACCAAAAGGGAGUUGAUGUGAUUCUCUUUGAUGUCAUGAAGCCACUUCAAACCAUGCCAGAGGGAAUAAAAUUCGUGCAGGGGGAUGUCUGUUGCCUGUCUGAAGUGGAAGAGGCUCUUAGAGAUGUAAUCUGCGUUUUCCAUAUCGCUUCCUAUGGAAUGUCUGGGCGGGAGCAGCUGAACCGAAAGCUUAUAGAAGAUGUUAAUGUGAAAGGAACAGAAAAUGUCAUCCAAGCCUGCAAGAGCACAGGAGUGUCAAGUCUGGUUUAUACAAGUACAUAUAAUGUAAUAUUUGGAGGCCAGAUAAUAGAAAAUGGGGAUGAAUCUCUGCCUUAUCUACCUCUUCACCUUCAUCCAGAUCACUACUCCCGGACCAAGUCUUUGGCUGAAAUGAAGGUGCUGGAGGCAAAUGGUGCUGAACUUGGAAAUGGGAAAGGUGUAUUAAGGACCUGUGCUCUCCGACCAGCAGGCAUCUAUGGGCCUGGAGAACAAAGACAUCUUCCAAGAAUAGUUAGUUACAUUGAAAGGGGACUGUUUAAAUUUGUAUAUGGAGAUCCUCUUAGUUUAGUAGAAUUUGUACAUGUAGACAAUCUAGUUCAGGCUCAUAUCCUUGCCUCUCAGGCCCUCAAAGCCAACAAAAAGCACAUAGCUGCAGGCCAAGCCUAUUUUAUUUCAGAUGGCAAGCCUGUAAAUAACUUUGAAUUUUUCCGACCGUUAGUGGAAGGUUUGGGUUACAAGUUCCCAACCUGUCGUCUUCCUCUCUCCCUUGUCUAUUUUUUCGCAUUCCUUACUGAACUAGUUCAUUUUCUUGUAGGUCACGUUUAUAAUUUUCAGCCUCUCCUCACUCGCACAGAGGUUUACAAAACUGGUGUCACGCAUUAUUUCAGUAUGGCGAAGGCCAGAAAAGAGCUGGGGUAUGAGCCUCAGCAAUAUAGCCUGAAUGAAGUGGUUGAGUGGUUUAGAUCUCAGGGACGUGGACUAAAGCCAAGAAAGUAUACCAUUAUGCAUCGUGUUAGGGAUGGAGGACUGCUUUUGCUGCUGAUUGCUGUGAUGGUCUCAUGGUUUCCAUCUGCAGUUACAUUUUCACUCUGAAAGAUGAAAUGCUGAGUAUGGAGGACAGAAUUUAGUUAUGUUCUCUGAGUGAGUACCCUUGGUUUUGACAGGUAAUAAAAAAAAUAAAAAAAACCAAGAAAAUACACAUUUGUGUCAUUCGGGUAAAUAAGAGUUUUAUCCCCAAGGAACGGAACUGCUGAGUAAAAAGGUGUAAUUUUUGUACAUAGUUCCCCUUCAAAGUAAAAUUGAUCAGAUCACUAACAAGAUGAAGUUCAGUAUUACUGCAAGCAGCAUUUUAUUUUCAGGUACAACAGCACACUACAGUGAACGGAACAAAUGUCCUUAGACUGACCCUUCUUCUUCCCUGAUGGGAUUACACUCUUGAUCCCUGCCCUUUAUUCCUAAAAAGUUUGUGCUACGCAAUCCAGAGGAGAGUAAACUUACUCUUUGAUCACAUUCCAAAACCAAAUUCUGCUUUCCAGCUUGGACGUAUAUAUGCCUAACCAAGAUUAACUGAUAAACUGCUAGACAAUAAAUAAAUGAGCUUUUUUUUUUUUUUGAUUAAUACAUUCUGGUAUGCUUUUCUGAGUUAACUCUGUGAUAUCUGAUGACAUUUCUGGAAAAUGCACAAUGGUUAAUCUGAGUUAUAGCAAAGUGCUUGAAGCAGCACAGAUUUGUAGAUUUUUCUAACAGUAAAAUAUGCCUGUUUAAAAUGAAUGAGCUAGCUAAAGUGCAUUCAUAAAUAAGACCUAUGAUUUUUCCGAGCAUUAUUGAAUGGUUAAACAAAUAAUCCAUCAAAGACAUUUGGUAAGUGAUUACAUUCAUGUUCCACUGUUUAUAAAACACUGUUAGCCUUUAAUAAUAUUUCUUUAACACCUGACAACAUUUGAAUAGAACUUCACCUUUGUAGUAGGAUGAUAAAUGCUUGAUACAAUGAAACUCAUAAUUUUGUGGAGUUUUAAGAAUAGAAAAUAAGACCUUGUUAAGUACAGGUCACUACUGUCUCUAGCAACUCCCUCAUCUCUGUCAGUUUAAUGUAGGAAGAGAUACUGAGAAACUUCACAUCAAAAUGUUAAAUCACAAAGUUGUUUUUCCUUAACCCAUCAGCAUUACAGUUUCAGUACUCUUGAUAAAAGGACAGUCCUUUAAGAAGUUCACACUUCUCUUUAAAGUUUAGUCUUUCCAUUUUAAUAGCUGAAACUACACUGAUCUUAAAUUAAUUUUGUGCAAGUUACAGUUACUUCAGUUCUGUUAAACUCCACUGUGAUUUAAAUGGGGAAGAGGAAAAGACAGUAGUUCUACUGCAUUGUUAAAGCAGUCUCAGAAAACAAAAAUGCCUAGAGAAACCAAGGUAAAAGUCUACUGCCACCCGUGUUUAGAAGAUGGAGAUUUUUGUAGUUAAUGAUGACUGAAGACAACAUUAUUUUUUGAAUGUUGAGUUCUUUUCCUGAGAAGUUUACCUUUAAAAAAAAAAUAAAAGUCACUAUUGAUAACUA
Molecule: messenger RNA, 3053 nt
Organism: Aquila chrysaetos chrysaetos
Lineage: Eukaryota; Metazoa; Chordata; Aves; Accipitriformes; Accipitridae
Gene: SDR42E1
Product: short chain dehydrogenase/reductase family 42E, member 1
Exons: 3
Coding region: 421-1596 (391 amino acids)
Biological process (GO): steroid biosynthetic process
Molecular function (GO): 3-beta-hydroxy-Delta5-steroid dehydrogenase (NAD+) activity
Source: RefSeq, a predicted model, not a curated record